Molecule: messenger RNA, 375 nt
Organism: Fusarium pseudograminearum CS3096
Lineage: Eukaryota; Fungi; Ascomycota; Sordariomycetes; Hypocreales; Nectriaceae
Exons: 3
Coding region: 1-375 (124 amino acids)
Source: RefSeq, a predicted model, not a curated record
AUGCAGAUUCUCAACCUCGCUGCCCUUUCGGUUUUCAUCGGCAGUUCUUUAGCUGCAGACUGCUAUGGAACUGAAAGUAUUGCCAGCCGCUUUAUAGAGGGUUACUGGGAUGCACGCCAGAAGAUGUGCAGCAACACAGAAUGUGCCUACCAGCAACCUUGCACAGUUACCACUUGGAAGAAGUACACAGCGAUUGGUAGUACUACUGUCAAAAUCGAAAUAAGCCGCAAGAACACGGCAGGAAAAGCGGGAUUCAAGGAUUGCUGGGAUGCUACUGAGAACAUAAUCAACCAGUGCAUAAAAGAUGCUGAUGUUUUCGGUGGAACUUGGCAGGCUAAUGGACAGCUUUACACGGUGAAUGGAUAUUUUCCUUAG